Molecule: messenger RNA, 1396 nt
Organism: Gilbertella persicaria
Lineage: Eukaryota; Fungi; Mucoromycota; Mucoromycetes; Mucorales; Choanephoraceae
Product: Endonuclease/exonuclease/phosphatase
Exons: 1
Molecular function (GO): catalytic activity
Source: RefSeq, a predicted model, not a curated record
CUUCUUGGAUUCUUUUAAAACCACAAAACCACAAAAAAAUACUAACCCUUCUUCUUCCUCCUCCAAACAGGUCAGCAACAGUAGUGACUCACAGCCUCUCAACAACAGCUCCAUCACUACUACUACCACUCCUUCACCAACAACCACAACAACCAACAUGGAUGAAACGUUAUAAUGAGGAAACUCAGUAUAGCGUGCAUUAAUGCCAAUGGUAAACUCCGCGAGGAAGCCAUUGAUUCAGUCCUUUAUUAUUGUAAACACAUCGAUCUUUUAUUUAUCACAGAGACCUGGCUCCCUCCAGGAAAAACUAUACCCACAACAUGGCAUCAAUACCAUUUAUACGGCAAAGCAGUUUCUAACUCUUACCGUCAACAAAUGGGUAUAUCCUUGUUUAUCAACCCUACUUCCAAGUUUAACAAAAUUUAUGUGGAUUUACUACAAUCCGAAUACUAUAUGCUCUGUCACAUUGACAACCUGAAAAUAUACUGUUUCUACUUACCUCCUUUCCCUUCUUUAGAUAACAAUACAACUAUGCAAAUAAUCAAUUCCAUUCCUUUAAGCAACAAUACAAUUCUAUGCGGCGACUUCAAUGCUAGAAUGGGUAAGUACACUGGUGACCUUCGUUGGAAUCCACGUGGAUCAAAAUUAUCCAAGCACAUACAAGAUAACCACUGGUACAACUGGAAUGUUAAAUGCCAAUAUGGUAUUCCAACCCGUAUCAACUAUCGCCAACAAAGCAAUGCUACUGACAACAGUAUUGUUGAUUAUUUUAUAUCCACAUCAGACUUUCAACAAGCUGAUUUACAAAUUAAAACCGACCUUGCGAUCCUAGGAUCUGAUCACAAAAUGCUGGUCUUUUCAUUCUUAUGGGACGACCUUUCAUUUGCUGACGAUCAACAACCACAACAACGCAAAAAGUGGAAAGUGGUGCGCCUACAAGAACUCGAUGUUCUUCAAGCGUAUCGCCGUACACUCAAACAACAAUUGCACCAAACACAACUGGAAUCCAAGUUAUCUGAUUUCAUCAACUAUCUAAUAGCUUCUUCAACAGAACUAUUACAAGACCAAUGUACAGAUAACAGAUCCACUCUUGAAUAUCUCACACAGCAAUUUUAUAAUUGUCUGUAUUAUACCCUUGACAACAUCUUGACCGAAUCCGACUAUCGUCCGAAAACUUGGCGAUGGUUCUGGAACAAGUCUCUACAGACUGCAUCAAACUAUAGACAAGCCUGUUACUUUCGUUGGUGUCGUGCCUAUGGCAUCCAAAAAGGUCUCUGGUGGCGUAAGUAUAAAGAUGCAGAUAAAAAAUUAAAAGCAGCAGUAAAGCAAGCACGAGCCUCUGCAUAUCGCAAGUUCUGUGACGAGCUGGAUGAAGAUCCUACUGCGGCUAUGCCCA